AUGUCUACUAGAUCAAGAGCGCCCGCCGAAUCACUUCACGAACAAUACAGCUUUCCGAACCUCACCGGCAUCGGCCGAGGGUUUGAAGAAGCAAUUGAACACAUCAAUAACGAGAGCCAUCAAAAUUUGCAAGCGGAUGCUCGCUCAUGGCUUAUCGCAACCGCCCACCAGAUUAUGAAAGAACUCAAGUACGAACUCCGAAAGCUUCAGAUCAAUCGAGACACACCGUCACUACUCCCGAGAUACGCCUAUGAUCCCACUGCAUCAUUACUCCUAUCUAGCGAUGACGUCCCACCGCCAUUGUACGCAUUCAGCGGGCAGUUUAUCGAUUAUAUAACCCAGCUGCUCAUGGCAUGCGGUUUUCACGCGAAAAUAUACUUGGUUGAUCCUGCAUCACUUGGGACCUGGGCGAUCUCGAGUCCGGCGUACAUUAGAAUCGAAAUUACUUUCCCUCAUGUGUACAACAGAAGUGAAGCUGGUGAUGGAAGAAUCGUGGCAUUUGAUGUUGACGAGAAUUUCAACCGGGAUUUCUUUGGAAGUAUGAGUACUUUGAGCACUUAA
Morchella sextelata is the source of this 561-nucleotide messenger RNA. RefSeq lists its product as uncharacterized. The coding region runs from base 1 to 561 and encodes 186 amino acids. NCBI's taxonomy places the organism in Eukaryota, Fungi, Ascomycota, Pezizomycetes, Pezizales, Morchellaceae. The transcript has a single exon. The record is from RefSeq and is a predicted model, not a curated record.